Messenger RNA from Caretta caretta (loggerhead turtle), 4873 nucleotides. The record is from RefSeq and is a predicted model, not a curated record. Lineage: Eukaryota; Metazoa; Chordata; Testudines; Cheloniidae.
CGGGGAGGAGGAGCAUCGCGGCGGCGGCUGAGCCCUGCUCUUCGGGGAGGCCGGCGGAGGGGCCCGGUGGCUCCAGCCCCGCAGCAGCAGGCGGCGGAGCGGGGGUUGCCGGCCGCGCCACCCGCGAUGUGGACGCAGCACCGGCGGCGGGGGGCCGCGUAGGGGCCGAUCGCGGCGGGGCGGGCGCGCCCCAGCCCUGCGGGGACCCGGCUCCGCGGGGCGCUCGGCUUCUGGCGAAGACUCCGGCCGGGGCAGCGGCGCGUCGGCUCGCCCGUGCCCCGGGGCCGGCGGGGGGAUGCGCCCUUAGCCGCCCUCUGCGCGCUGCCCUGCGCGCCGCCCGGACCUGCGCCUGGCGAGCCCCCGCGCACCCGCCCCUGGCUGGCCAAAACUUGUUGGACUUGUUUUUCCGGCGCCGGCUGCUCCCCAGGUGGGGCUGGCCGAGCUCGGCUUGGGGGGCAGAGUAAAGGGGCUCGGGCCCAGCCUGCGUCUCUGGAAUUUUCAGCCCUCCUGCCCCAGCGCAGCCCCACGGACUAACGGCGCGGGUUGAGGGUCACAGCCCGGAGCCGGGCGGCUAGACCAGGCCGGAGUUACCCCCCUGCGCCAAAUAACCAGUAACUCGCUCGUUUUAGCUCUAUUCCUCCCCCCCCCGCCCGCCCCGCUGAUUUGUUUUUCCCAUUGGAAGGCGUCGCUGUUUCCUCGGGCUGCCCCACGGAGAUAUGGCCAUGGUGGCUGGAGGCUGGGGAGACCCGAACGGAGACACCAACGGGGUGGACAAGGGUUACCCCAGGACCUCCGAAGAGGACUCGGUGUCGCCCCAAGGUGGGGUGAGCGACCAGGAGCACGGGGACGAGGACAAGCCGGGCAUCCAGGUGGACUGCACCGUGUGCGGGGACAAGUCCAGCGGGAAGCACUACGGGGUCUUCACCUGCGAGGGCUGCAAGAGCUUCUUUAAGCGGAGCAUCCGGAGGAACCUGAGUUACACCUGCAGGUCGAGCCGAGACUGUCAGAUUGACCAGCAUCACCGCAACCAGUGCCAGUUCUGCCGCCUGAAGAAGUGCUUCCGUGUGGGCAUGAGGAAAGAAGAACUAGUAAACGCUGCUCACCAGCUGCCUAGAAAACCAGCUGUCCAGAGAGGCAGGAUCCCGCCCACUCACUCCAGCACCAGCCCGAGCGCCAUGCCCAGCGGGGAGUAUUACAACGGGCAGCCGGUCUCGGAACUCAUCUCCCAGCUGCUCCGGGCGGAGCCCUACCCGACCGCCCGCUACGGCUCGCAGUACGCCCAGCAGGGCAGCGUGAUGGGCAUCGACAACAUCUGCGAGCUGGCGGCCAGGCUGCUGUUCAGCACGGUGGAGUGGGCCCGGAACAUCCCUUUCUUCCCGGAACUGCCGGUCUCCGACCAGGUGGCCUUGCUGCGGCUGAGCUGGAGCGAGCUGUUCGUCCUCAAUGCCGCGCAGUCGGCACUGCCGCUGCACAUGGCCCCCCUGCUGGCCGCGGCCGGCUUCCACGCCUCCCCCAUGUCCGCGGAGCGCGUGGUGUCCUUCAUGGACCAGAUCCGGAUAUUUCAGGAUCAGGUGGAAAAACUGAACCGGCUGCAAGUGGAUUCUGCUGAAUACAGCUGCCUGAAGGCCAUCGCCCUCUUCACACCAGAUGCCUGCGGCCUCUCAGACCCUGCCCACGUGGAGAGCUUGCAAGAGAAGGCGCAGGUGGCCCUGACGGAGUACGUCCGUGCCCAGUACCCAUCUCAGCCCCAGCGCUUUGGCAGACUCCUGCUGCGGCUCCCGGCGCUCCGGGCGGUGCCGGCUUCACUCAUCUCUCAGCUCUUCUUUAUGAGACUGGUGGGGAAGACACCCAUCGAAACACUAAUUAGGGACAUGCUGCUGUCUGGGAGCACGUUCAACUGGCCUUACGGGACGGGGCAAUAGGAGACAGCGGGAAUUCUCCCCUCGCGGUCCCAGAUGCAGCUCGGGAACCCCAGCCCGUUCCACCAGAAACCCUUCCUCGCUGGGCCCUGUCCUGAGCGGUUCCUGCACGGCCAGAGGCUCAGGCCUGCACGGUUCUUUUCCAGGCCGGAGUCCCAGACAGUGCGGCCCCCCACCCACGUGGCAACGUUAGCUGGCGCCUCGCCCGGGUGUUGCACACGGAACCCCCUCCCCACUCAUGGAGUGGGUCAGCAAAGGGAUGGAGCCGAUGACUUUUCAGAGUGCGACAGCAGAUGGCUCUGGAUAGGUGACGACUGGAAUCGAACAAUGGGCGGGUCGUGCGGUCGGGAUUUGAACUUUUAUUUUUUCCUUAUUUAGAAAAACCUCUCUGAAGGCAAGACCAGCUCAAACUCCCGUCCCUGGGGAACCGGACAACAGAGGUGGGAAAUGACUGUGGGCUAUUCUGCUGCUCUGCCUGUUGCCUCUGAGCCAGUCCAGAGCGACCGGGGCUGCAGGCCUCUCUCUCCUGCCCCCUCCCCCCGUCUGCCUUUUGCACGCAAGCUAAAUGACAGAUGUCAGGUAAAAUAGCCAGCAGCUGUCUCUGGCAAGAGCGUUUUGAGCCCUAGGAACUAGACCCGGCGGAGAGCCCAGCGCCUGGUCCCUAGCCAAUGGCAGACCACUCUAGGGAAUAACAGAACUGCCCAGUGUCAGACGGGUUAAAAUAACCAAGUUCGGGAAGGGAGAUAAAGCCGUACCCUCCAGGGAUGUGCCAGUGUGUGGUGGGGGACAGGGGGAGGGGAAGGAAAAAGGGGGUCACGUUAGGCCUUGCAUGGGUUCUUGCAUCAUCUCUGCUUUCAAGGCCCAAGGGAUCAUUCCGCUCUGAGCAGCAGCCUCCCAGGCCCCAUGCUGUCACCCAGUCACGCCUGCAUCUAGCGCAACAACUAGGGAGAACCUAGGUGCUGGCCACGGGCUACUGGGCUAGAAGGGCCACAGGUCAGAUCCAGUCUGGCCUUCCAUGGGGGAAGAGCUCCAGUGCUUGGCCCUGCCUGCUUCCCUCGACCCCCUGCAGGCAACGACGCUUCCCUGCUGUUCAGCCCGAAUUCACCUUGGCUCUAGUUACACGAUGCCUGGCCUGGCGUGGAGACAGUAGGCGAAGGGGAGGCAUUUCCUAUAUUACAGAUGACCUCCCCCCAUUCAUUUCACCACUCUAUAUUUGACAUCUCCCAGCUCAGCUCAAGCCAGUCCCUCUCCGCCUGUGAUCGUGUCAAGGAAAGUUAGCAGCUGCUUUACACCGCAGACCCUUAUAUAUAGGAAACACUGUCUCCUCCCCUUUCCUUUUUUUCAGGCAUACAGCUGUUUCCCUCUCCUAAUUCUGCUGAGCCUUUGAGGAGCGGUAGUGAGCUCUUAAAUUGCUUGAAGGCUGCCAACAUCUGAAGUGGAAGGGAGGGGACCAAGAGGCAGAAUCUCUGUAUGGCAAAAUAAAAAGCAGACUGCAAUUAUUAAAUCCAGGACAGGUAGUGGGUAAAUCACUCUUUGCAAGGGCAGGGCUGGCCAGAUUCAGGGUUAUGUGCUAAACUGGUAAGUGGGGCAUGGUUUAUUUGUCCUAUUAAAAGAUACUGUUCUUUUGGCAAUUGCUGAUACACAUGGGAAUUGCUGUUGCAGAAAAGAACCUAGCACGGGGGGGUCAAUGCAAAGUGAGGCAGAUCUGGGGCAGACCUCGUUCCUGGAACCGUGUGGCCUCUGCCCCACAAGUGUGGCUGCUCCCCAGUGAUGCAAGCCUGAGGAUCCUUGCUAUAAACAGGCUCGGCACAGACAUCCUAUCUCUGUGUAAGCAAAAGAAAGCUAGAUGGGUGGAGGACUUUUUAUUUAGAUCAAGUCCUGAUUCUAAACCCAUUAACUGAAGUCAAUGCAGAUGUUCCUUUUACGAAGGGGUGCUCUGUUUAGAGGGGAGUGGGGAAGGCGCUGGCCUUCGACCACAUGGGCUGGGGUGGGAAUGAGCUGCCUGGAUUUUGAAUACCUGCCUUUCCCCCCUUCAGUAUAUAUUGCAGGAGACUUUUCAGCACAGCAGCCACACAAAUCUUUAAUCCAGCUCCCCUAAAAACUUCCGAGGAGAGAUCUCAUUUUCGUCUCUGAGGGAGGAGGAGCAUGACAACGGCUCUCCAUUAAACACACUGGCACCCACUGGUUUUUAAAGGCCGGAGAAACAGCUGCUUUGCAGCCACCUUGCGGAUUCACUUUGCCUGGAGUUAAGCCAUGGUUGCAAGGUGCCUGGGAGAUACGAAGCGCUAAAUCUUAUUGUUACACAUUCACAUUGCUGCUCCAAAGCGCCCUCCUACUGUGGAGGCAAAUAGGACCCUGAAUCCACAUUUUCCAAGCGUGACUAGAGAUUCUGGGGUGUCCAAGGUGAGGCACCACAACGGGGCAUGACUUUCAGAAAGCAGGUGCUGGGCAAGCUCUGAAAGCAUGGCCCCCUUUGAGGGCAUCCAGAAACAGUGGUACCCAAAAUCUCUAGUCACUCUUGAAAAAAAUGAGGCCCUGGAUUCUGCUGUUCUAUGCAAAGAGCCUUAACACUAAACCCGCUUGCACUUAAUCCCCGAGAGCAGGGGCGUUUUGGUCACCCAGGGGCAUUAUGGGAUAUUAUCAGGUGUGGCAAAACCAGCGCAGAGCCCCGAUACUUGAAAUUUUCAAGUAAGGUUUGGUGCUAUGAAGAGAUUUUUCUGUUCAGAAAUAAGAACCAGACGCGCCGCUGAAUCCUGCGUGGGCAUUGAUGCCCCAGUCUGGGUCCCUAAGGGGCUGGGAAAUGAACUUUUCCCCCGUCACCAAAGCAGAGAGUUACUGUUGCUGUCGCACUGAGUGUCUCCAGGUCUAAGCGCCAGGGCAGCACGCCUGCAAAGACCCCCUUAGAAAAGGGCUCAGCCAAAGAAUCACAACAAUAAAAGUGUGUUUUAUGCUUC